Molecule: messenger RNA, 381 nt
Organism: Globicephala melas (long-finned pilot whale)
Lineage: Eukaryota; Metazoa; Chordata; Mammalia; Artiodactyla; Delphinidae
Product: histone H2B type 1-C/E/F/G/I-like
Cellular component (GO): nucleosome
Molecular function (GO): DNA binding; protein heterodimerization activity; structural constituent of chromatin
Source: RefSeq, a predicted model, not a curated record
AUGCCUGAGCCAGCUAAGUCUGCUUCUGCUCCGAAGAAGGGCUCCAAAAAGGCGGUGGCCAAGGCCCAGAAAAAGGACGGCAAGAAGCGCAAGCGCAGCCGCAAGGAGAGCUACUCCGUGUAUGUGUACAAGGUGUUGAAGCAGGUUCACCCGGAUACCGGUAUUUCCUCCAAGGCCAUGGGUAUCAUGAAUUCAUUUGUCAACGACAUCUUCGAGCGCAUCGCGGGCGAGGCGUCGCGUCUGGCGCAUUACAACAAACGCUCGACCAUCACGUCCAGGGAGAUCCAGACGGCCGUGCGCCUGUUGUUGCCCGGGGAGCUGGCCAAGCACGCCGUGUCCGAGGGCACCAAGGCUGUUACCAAGUACACCAGCUCCAAAUAA